Messenger RNA from Cydia pomonella (codling moth), 3745 nucleotides. Its product is annotated as transcription factor E4F1-like. Gene Ontology annotation, cellular component: nucleus. Bases 430 to 1749 code for a protein of 439 amino acids. Lineage: Eukaryota; Metazoa; Arthropoda; Insecta; Lepidoptera; Tortricidae. The transcript is spliced from 10 exons. The record is from RefSeq and is a predicted model, not a curated record. Gene Ontology annotation, molecular function: DNA-binding transcription factor activity, RNA polymerase II-specific; RNA polymerase II cis-regulatory region sequence-specific DNA binding. Gene Ontology annotation, biological process: regulation of transcription by RNA polymerase II.
AUCUAUCUAUACACAAAAUCUAAAAAUAUGAUAAUUGCUUCUAACAAUGCGCAGUUUUAUUUUUGAUGGAACAGCGAUUACUUUUUUCUUUUUCAAACUUACAACAAAUUAAAAUUCAAAAACAUUAUCCGCGGACCCGAGUGAGAGUGAGAACCUGAACCUAUGGGGCCUUAAACAACAAACUGAUUAUUUCUACGAGUAAACACGUGUUAAAAAAGGUGGUAAAAGUCGCUAGUAAGUUAAUAAGCAACCCAUGACCCAUACCACGAGUCCGUACAGCGCACCCUCGCCCUCAACAAGUCACAAUGCGCGCGCCGCCGCGCAGCGCGCUGCGCACCCCGCCAUUUUAAUACACCACCGUAUUUCAGCAACACCGACUCGAAAAACAUCAUGAAAACUCAACUCAGACCCGCAGAACAGUGAAACAAAAUGAAUUUCACGCCGUUUACCGGACACAUCCCGACGGCGGCGGCUAUCCCCACAAUCCAGCACUUCGCCGCCAAGUUCGGGUACGAGGGCACCAGCACCAUCCAGGAGAGAUACCAGGGAAAUGUCCAGUUCGUGACGCCGGCAGUCGACGUCAAGUUCAGACAGGCAGAGAUGGUGGUCCCGGCGGUGGACGUGAAGUUCCGACAGGCGGAGAUGGUGGUGGUGAGCAGCGCGCCUGCUGGCGCCGUCACCCUGGCGGGGAUAGCGCCCAUACACACUGUGAACAGCGGAGUGAAGUACCAGACAAUAUCAUCUUCCACAGUGAACUUAGGCAACGUGUCGUACGGACAGACGUACGUGCAGGAGCCGAAGGAGAAACGAGAGUAUCGCGAAGAAGACAUCAUGGCUACUAUGAUGCAGCAACAGGAGACAAUCACAGUGACGGGGGCGCCACUGCAGCAGGGCCCGCAGCAGCUGCUGGUGGUGCUGCACGAGCCCCGGGAGGCGGCCGCGCUCGCGCGCGCCAUCAAGCAGGAGGCGCGCCAGCCCGUGCCCGCCGAGUUCAUCAGUAUCGGCGACGUGUCGGACGCCACGUGGCAGUCGCUCGGCGGCGGCGUCGCCGACUAUUUAUCGGCGUUGCCGCUGCCGCUGCACCACUUGCUCAAAUACUCGGACAAACGCGAGGAACCAGUGCUGGUGCAAGUGCCUAGCACGCCAGUAGCACAGCAGAUCCCAAGUCCCACAGUAAACACGGUGGUGGUACAGACGGCGCCGGCGACGCCGCCGCCGCCAAAGAAGAAGAAAAAGAAGAAAGCCGCUAAAGAGAAGAAACCCCGGCCUAAACCCGGAGAGAUUCGCCUCACUACCGCCCUUGAUGGCAGCACUCUGUAUUGCUGCCCGGAGUGCCACAUGGCAUACCCAGAGCGAGGACUAUUGGAGCAGCAUCUGGUCGGACACACCAUGGAAAGAAGGUUUAUCUGCGACAUUUGUAACGCAGCCCUAAAACGCAAGGACCAUUUAACGCGCCACAAGCAGAGCCACAACCCGGAGCGGCCGCACGUCUGCUCCGUCUGCCUCAAGGCCUUCAAGCGGCGCGAGCAGCUCACACUGCACUUCGUCAUACACUCGGGCGAGAAGAGACACGUGUGCAACGAGUGCGGCAAGGGGUUCUACCGCAAGGACCACCUGCGCAAGCACACGCGGUCGCACAUCGCGCGGCGCGUGAAGGCGGAGCUGUCGGCGCGCGGCGCUCCCUCCCCGCCGCUCGGCGCCGCGCCCGCCCCCGCCCCCGCUCCCGCCCCCGCCCCCGCACCCUCCUGACACGACGACAAGGGCGACCUCAUCACGCUCAUACAGGCCGCCAAGGACGUCUUCUGACUCGACGAGUUAGGUCUCAAAUAUAUUGAUGCUUAAACGUUACCUUGAUCCAAAGUUGAAAAACUUUCUUUUAUACUUAGCUAAAAGAAAUGGCUCUUUACUGUACCCCGAUUCUUUUGAGACCAGAAUUUUUCUUAGAAUAAAUUACUGUCUCGGGUGAGACUUGAUCAGACCGUGAGUUCAAGUGUCACCCACAGUAAUUUUUCCACUUUUAAAUUUAUUCUAAGCUUAAUAGCAUCGUUCGCAGACGUUUCUGCUGGUUAAAAUUAAUUCAGAAUUUUUCUAACCUCAAAAGUGGUAAAACUAACUUUUUCUUCCAAAAUGCUAGGGUUCCUAUGACGUCUAAUAAUAUUGCGGUACAAUAUUAUGUAAACGACACUAUGAUUCAGUCAAUAACUUCUCAUAUUUAAUUAUUAUGAAAAAAAGUUCUACUUACUACUUUUGAGGUUAUAAUUUUUUUUUUGAAAUUAAACUGUUAUGGCGUUUGCACUAGUCCUAGUUGUAGAUUUUGAUAAAUAAGAUCGAUUCGAUAUUUUGCUUAGGUACUUAAUUGUUUAUUUAUUUUACAAUUAUUGAAAAUGUAAAUAUAAUACAGAAAUAGGAACAUAUAUAGGUACUAUAUCAUGAUUCUCUUUUGAAAUUUUUAAAAUGUGUCAGAGAUAAAAUCCCGCAAUUACCUAUUACAUAAAAAUGUUACCAGCCAUUUUCGAAUGGCAUAUAAAUGUUAGGUGUAAGUUGUAAAAAAUUAAAUAAAUGUGAUUUAAUUUAAAUUAUAAUUUACUGUGAUCUUAAAAAAAAUUAUACCUAUUUAAAUUGAAUGUUGGCAACCUUAAGAAGAGUUGUUUUUAUUAUUUGUUACUUAAAUAUUGAAAUUUUGUAUAUGUUUUGAAAUUCUAAAAUAAUAUAAAUAUGACGUACAGCCGCCAUUAGAGAUAUCAGAGCGGUCAAGGUGUUCACAAAUAUUUGAACACGCACUCUAACGCCUUAACAAUAGGUCCAUAUUGGGAUACCCUCCUCCAAUUGAGGGGGGAUUUAAAUUUUCUCGGGUCAGAGGUGUAGGGUUAGAGCCGGUGUAGCUUUAUUUGACGUUCAUAAGCACAUUUUAAUAUGCCUACUAGAAUAAUAAACUAUCUUUACCUUUAGAGGCUUGUUCAAAUAUUUGUGAGCACUUUGGCCGGUCAGAUAUAUAUAUUAUGGUGGCUGUACCUAAGUAAAAUACUCUGUUUGCAAUAUUAGGAUAUAGUUAUAAUGUCAGUUCUUGUUAUAUAGGGAAUAUACAUUGGUUAAAAUUGUAAAUAAAUGUUUAUAGUUAAUCAUAGCAUAGCGCAUUUUGACAUAUUUUUAUAUAAUAUCUAAUAACUGUCGCCUAAAAUUGAUAUAAAUUCAAGCUUUGACUUUCUAAGUAGGAAAAUAAAGUGAACCAUAGUAGACAUACAUUUGUUUUUGGUAGGAAUACUCAAACCAUUCUAGAUAUAUUAGUACCUAAGAGAAUGUGAAAUAGAGGUGUAUUGUCAAAGAAAAUUUUGUAGCUACGUAAAUUUAAUGCCAUUUUGGGUUAUUCCGGGAAGAUUUUACCCAGUAGUUGCACAUGGUAACCACUUGGUGGUAACUAGUGGGAAUAAUGAUCCUCCACCCCAUCUUUCGACACAUGAUUAAAACUUUUAGAACGACUAUUGACUUUACCUAAUUCUUUCACAGAUAUGUGUUCAACUUGUUAAAUAUCAAAAAGUGGCGCCAUCUUACCGGGCACUACCUAAAGGUUAUGGCGCCAUCGCUGGAAACGAUGUCGCCACGUCAUACCUUUGGUCUUUGAUCUAUAAGAUGGCGUCACUUUUUGAUAUUUAACAAAUUUAAUACAUAUCAGUGAAAGAAUAAGGAUCAAAGUCAAAUGGCGUUCUAAAAGUUUUAAUCAUGUGUCGAAAGAUGGCAGUAAGUUUAC